This is a messenger RNA of Prunus mume (Japanese apricot), 2636 nucleotides long. NCBI's taxonomy places the organism in Eukaryota, Viridiplantae, Streptophyta, Magnoliopsida, Rosales, Rosaceae. The record is from RefSeq and is a predicted model, not a curated record.
AGUACACCCGAAAGAAGGGCGAAACCUGGUUCACGAGUCAGGAGAAGUUAUCUUUGCUGCCGUAAUGUGUGGUUCAAAGGAGUUGCAAGGUGAUCUCUUUUUUAAGACCAUGAUUUCAAUUUUGAAUGUUAUCAUCAUGGGCUGAAAAGUCAAGGGGUCAAGUCUUUCUUUCGAGUGCUGGUCAAUGGGGAAGAUGAGAAGGAAACUCCCUCAUGGGAGUCUCGUCUUUAAGCCAACCAAUCAACAGUGUGUUUAUCAAGCACUUGUUUCAACCUAGUUGUACGAGUCUUCCCCUUCCAAUUUCCAAGUCAACUAGCGUGUUAAACACAGAAUGAACUUAAUAUAUUGUGAAGCAAGAAUGGAAGUAAACAAUUCAGCAGUCUUGUUCUGAACUUGAGAAGUAGAUCCUUUUGUUUUUCUUUUUCCGUGGUGCUUUAGUUCUGGCUCUUCAGUUCAGCUGGGAAUUUCUCGAUGGCUCCCGUGGCUUUGUUUAUUUUCUCUCUUCUCGCUCAUCUCAUUCUUCUUCACUCUACCAAAGAAGAGGAAUUCUACAAACGCUGUCCUCCCUUCCACUGUAAUGAUCAACUAAGCAAACUCCAGUUCCCCUUCAAAAAUACGACACAACCUCCUGAAUGCGGCGGGUUGUUCACAGUUGAUUGUUCUGAUCAGGCUCGUCCGAGGAUCCAACUGAAAGAUAAAGGAUACUGGCAUGAAUUAGAGAGCAUCUCUCCAACAAAUACGAUUAUAAUAGAUGACAAAGAGCUUCACCAGCGCUUGAAAACAGAUUCCUGCAAUGAUCAAUUUUUCAACGAUUUGAGUCUUCCCACCCCUUCUUCAGUCGGAUUCUUCACACACAAUAUGACCCUCGUCAAAUGCGACAACACCGCACAAACCCUCCCCAAUGCAGAUUUUAACCACAUCUGUACAAAUGCUACUACUUACUAUACUCCUUCGCCUCAUAAUAAUUUAAGUAGUCUCCCAUUCCAACCACCAUGUACCAUCAUUCUUAUGCCCGCGGAUCCAUCUAAACCUCCCUUCGAUCUCUCUGCAUUGACUACUAGAUUUUCCCUUUGCCUCCCUGAUGACGAGGGAAAAUUUCAAUGUUCCGUUGGAGAAAAAGUUUAUGUUGCAGGAGAUAAAUUGGGAUUGAAGCUAGGACUAGGUAUUGGAUGUCCAGUACUUAUUGCAGUAUGCUUGUUUCUUCUGUGGCAUUACAAACAAAAACGCGCUGCAUCAAACUUCCUCUCAAGGAACAUAUCUUCUCAGCCCCACACAAAUUCAGACAUAGAAGGGGGCGUCACCUACUUUGGUGUCCCAGUCUUCACCUACACUGAACUUGAAGAAGCCACUAAUCAUUUUGAUGGUGAAAAAGAACUGGGAGAUGGAGGUUUUGGAACCGUGUACUACGGCAAACUCAAAGAUGGCCGGGAAGUUGCAGUCAAGCGUUUAUAUGAGCACAAUUACAAACGUGUGGAACAGUUUAUGAAUGAAAUUGAAAUUCUCACUCGUCUGCGCCACCAAAAUUUAGUCUCCCUAUAUGGCUGCACUUCACACCGCAGCCGUGAACUCCUCCUUGUGUACGAAUACAUUCCCAAUGGCACUGUUGCUGAUCAUCUCCACGGCGAGCGAGCAGACACUGGCGCACUGGCAUGGCCUAUUCGUAUGAGCAUUGCUAUAGAAACCGCGAGCGCAUUGUCUUACCUCCAUGCUUCCGAAAUUGUACAUCGUGAUGUGAAGACUACCAACAUUCUCCUUGAUAACAAUUUUUGUGUAAAAGUUGCAGAUUUUGGGCUCUCCAGGCUUUUCCCCAUGGAUGUCACCCAUGUCUCAACUGCUCCACAAGGGACCCCUGGUUAUGUUGACCCAGAGUACCACCAGUGUUACCAGCUAACUAGUAAAAGUGAUGUUUAUAGUUUUGGGGUUGUUCUCAUUGAGCUUAUAUCAUCUCUGCCAGCAGUUGAUAUAAGCAGGCAUAGGCAUGAGAUUAAUUUGUCUAACUUAGCCGUAAGCAAGAUUCAGAAAGGUUUAUUCAAUGAGUUGGUUGAUCAAUGUCUCGGAUUUGAGUCAGAUGAUGAAGUUAGAAGGAUGGUAAUUGCAGUGGCAGAGUUGGCUUUUCAAUGUUUGCAGCAGGACAACGACAUGAGGCCUACCAUGUGUGAGGUUUUGGAGGCUUUGAAGAUGAUUGAAAGCGGGAAUGAUUUGCCAGAUAAUUUAAAGCCAGCAUUUGAUAAUGCCGGGAUGAAAACGAAUAUACUGCCACCACCUUCACCAGAUUGUGAUGAGAUUGGGUUGCUAAAGAACAAGAGACUACUAUCUUCACCAAUUUCAGUGACCCAAAAAUGGCCUAGCACUAGGUCUACUACACCUAAUGCUAGUGCCUGAUAUAUAUUUUUCCCCAUUCUAUGAAGUUUCAUAAUACAGAACAUGAAUGUGUUUCAGGUUUGAUUAGGUGGGUUGAGGUUAUUUUGUACUCAUCUCCUUGAUUUGUUGGUAAUAGAAAAAACACAUCCAGUUUGGCAUAUCAGUACUGCCAGGUAAAGGCUCGAGGGAUUGUACAUAUUAAAUGGAGAUACUGUUGUUUAAUGUUCAUAUUUUACAUUAUAUUUCAGAUCAUGAAUGCCCAUUUAGAUCUUCCA